AGAGUAUUUCCCCCUUGAAGCCGUGACAUUCCUCCACUCUCGAUCGCCGGCUCGUCCAGUUGCCGCCUCCAAAGAGAAGCCAUGAAUGCUGCUCUCACCGUCGCCGUAGCCGGGGAAGAAAUCGACGAGGCCGUAGCCGGGGAAGAAAUCGACGAGGCCGCCUCUCGGGCUCAGGCUGACAUGUCGGAGAUCAUGUCGUCGCUCCCACGGUGCCCGGUGUACCUUACUCACCACUACCGCGGCUUCUGGAUCCGCGAGUUCGUCCUCAAGGGCAUGGCCGCCGCUCAGGCAUCCUUCGAGCCAAGGCCAACCGACGUCUUCCUCGCCAGCUGCCCCAAGUCCGGCACCACCUGGCUCAAGGCGCUCGCCUUUGCGACGCUCAACCGCGCCACGCACUUGCCGUCCGACUCCAACCACCCGCUAUGCCACCGCAACCCGCACGACUGCGUCGCCUUCCUCGAGACCAGGCCCGUGCCUGAGACCAUGGCGCUCCCUUCUCCCCGGCUGCUCGCAACCCACAUCCCCUGCUCCCUCCUGCCCAGCCGCAUAACGGAAUGCGGCCGGGUCGUCUACGUGUGCCCGGAGCCAAAGGACGCUCUGGUCUCCUUCUGGAUCUACAACAACAAGAUCGCGCCGAUGCUGCGCCGGAAGUUCGGCCUGGAGUCUCCCUCGCCCACGUUCGAGGAGGCGUUCGAGCUCUUCUGCGAGGGGCAGAGCAGCUUCGGACCGCCGUGGCGCCACGCCCUCGAGUACUGGGAGGAGAGCCGGAGGAGGCCUGGGAAGGUGCUCUUCCUCAGGUACGAGGACAUGCUGCAAGACCCCACAGGCAACACCAAGAAUCUCGCUGCGUUCAUGGGGUGCCCGUUUUCUUGCGCGGAGGAGGAGGCAGGGGUGGUGCAGGAGAUCGUGCAGCUCUGUAGCUUUGAGAAACUCAAGAGCUCGGAGGUGAACAAGAAUGGCAGCAGCGCCAUGAUGGGCGUCAACAACGACGUAUACUUCAGGAAGGGAGCGGUCGGCGACUGGAAAAACUACAUGACGCCGGAGAUGGCGGCGCGGCUGGACAAGAUCGUCGAGGAGGCGCUUCAAGGUUCAGGCCUGACCUUUGGCAUCUCCAUGUAGAAGGGAUGGGGAGCGAAUUGUUGCUAUGAAGCAUAAAUUUUCGUAUUUGACAAUCCCAAAGAAAAUAAGGUCUUAUGAUUAAAGAAUCUCACAAGUGAUAUUUAUUUAUUUAUUUACGAAUCACAAGUGAUAUUCUUUCAGAUCAUUAGUUUUCUACCCUAUGAAAGUGACAUGUAUUAAAAUAAUAAAUUUACUUGCUUAAUCUA
Molecule: messenger RNA, 1325 nt
Organism: Triticum aestivum (bread wheat)
Lineage: Eukaryota; Viridiplantae; Streptophyta; Magnoliopsida; Poales; Poaceae
Product: flavonol sulfotransferase-like
Exons: 1
Coding region: 82-1119 (345 amino acids)
Molecular function (GO): sulfotransferase activity
Source: RefSeq, a predicted model, not a curated record